Trypanosoma brucei brucei TREU927 is the source of this 957-nucleotide messenger RNA. RefSeq lists its product as hypothetical. NCBI's taxonomy places the organism in Eukaryota, Euglenozoa, Kinetoplastea, Trypanosomatida, Trypanosomatidae. The transcript has a single exon. The record is from RefSeq and is a predicted model, not a curated record. The coding region runs from base 1 to 957 and encodes 318 amino acids.
AUGCUUGCUGGAUUGUUUUAUAAACAGAUUGGAUUUCACGCCUGUGAUGCAAAAUCUUCGGCUGAUGGCGUUACAGAGGUGAGGGAGAGGGACAUGGAUCGCGUCAUUCGAAGCGAGUCGUUAACCUUGUGUCGCGAUGCUGACUUCUCAGAAGAUGUUGAUUUCAGCAACGAAGUCUCAGUAACGGCGACCGGGUGCAAUGGGGCACAACAUCGGAGCAGUUUGCCUAAAUGCGAUGGCUGCGAUCUCCACAGUGGUUUUGGUUCCUCGGGAAAUGAUGUCGAAGAAAUUCUAACGGAAGAAGAUGUGGGUAUUUUUUUUGAAAAGUUUAAAGCUGUGGUAGGAGGUUACUUGAUCCGAAUGCGGUGGCGGAGUGGCUUCUGCCGGAGGCUUAGGAGAUUCAUUUUGGAGAACUGCAAAGUGGAGAACCUAUCAAUAGGGGAGAGAGGGGCCACAUCAUCUAAAAGGCGGUUUUACGUCUCGCAGCUGAUAUCUUUCCUUGAGGAUGGUGCGGCACCCUUUGUGGAUUAUAUUAAGGCUGGUGGGCACUUUGGUGUUUUGCCAGCCUCACAUCAGACCUCAGAUUUGAAGGAGCAAAUGGAGCACCCCAUUUCUGUUGAACCUGCUAAAAGAGUAAUGGCAGCGCAUUCAUCCAUUGAGGCAAAGGUUAACACAGACUUCAUACAGUUUUCUUUGAUGGAAACUAUCGGUUUGCAUGAUGUCACCUCAGAAAACGUAACAACAGUUGUGAACUCUUCGUUUUUAGCAGCGAGAAGACGUGAUUUUCUGGAAAAAAUCUUUUCCAGUGAAACGCGAGAGGGGACUGCUAGCAACUUUUACACUACAGUUGCCUCAGGUAUUUUUUGUCCACUAACUUUUUCUCAACCACUGACUGCUAUGUACGGUGGAGGGUAUGGACAGCUUGUUCGGCACAUUGAACAAAUAUCGGAAAACUGA